This is a messenger RNA of Epinephelus lanceolatus (giant grouper), 3633 nucleotides long. It is a transcript of the gene slc25a37, whose product is annotated as solute carrier family 25 member 37. The record is from RefSeq and is a predicted model, not a curated record. Gene Ontology annotation, biological process: iron import into the mitochondrion. Gene Ontology annotation, cellular component: mitochondrial membrane. NCBI's taxonomy places the organism in Eukaryota, Metazoa, Chordata, Actinopteri, Perciformes, Serranidae. Gene Ontology annotation, molecular function: ferrous iron transmembrane transporter activity.
UCCAGUAAGUAGUGAUGAUGUUGUGGUUAUCCAUGCCGCCGACACCUCUCUGAGUGUUAUCUUGCUCAGAAGACCGUCGGGGAGAGCCGUCCACGCAUGGAGUUGAGCUCGGACUCUGCGGUGGCAGCACUGGACAUGUCGCAGGUCAAAAGCAAAGACGAUGAGUCUUUCGGGGUGGACGGUGACUACGAGAGCUUGCCACCUCAUGUCUCAGUGGCGACCCACAUGACAGCAGGAGCCGUGGCUGGCAUACUGGAGCACACGGUGAUGUACCCCGUGGACUCUGUCAAGACGAGGAUGCAGAGCCUGCAGCCAGACCCAAAUGCACAGUACAGGAGUGUCUACCAGGCUCUGAAGAGGAUCAUCCAGACAGAGGGGGUCUUCAGGCCGCUGAGGGGCCUCAACAUCACCAUGAUGGGAGCGGGACCUGCACAUGCGCUCUACUUCGCCUGCUACGAACGCGUCAAACGCUCACUCAGUGACGUCAUUCAGAGUGGAGGCAACAGCCAUUUAGCCAAUGGUAUUGCAGGUAGUGUGGCCACCGUUCUCCACGAUGCAGUCAUGAACCCAGCUGAAGUGAUUAAGCAGAGGAUGCAAAUGUACAACUCGCCAUAUCGAGGACUUUGGGACUGUCUCCAAACAGUAAGGCGCACUGAGGGUGUGAGAGCCUUCUACCGCAGCUACAGCACUCAGCUGACCAUGAACAUCCCAUUCCAGGCUGUUCACUUCAUCACUUACGAGCUGAUGCAGGAACAGUUAAACCCCCAAAGACAUUACCACCCUGGCACCCACAUAGUGUCUGGAGCAGCAGCAGGCGCCGUUUCCGCAGCAAUAACCACUCCACUUGAUGUUUGUAAAACUCUCCUCAACACACAGGAGAACGUAGCGCUAAACUCCAUGAACAUCAGCGGCCACUUAUCGGGAAUGGCUAAUGCCUUCAGGACAGUGUACCGGCUCGGUGGUCUGGCAGCCUUCUUCAAAGGGGCCCAAGCUCGGGUUAUAUACCAGAUGCCCUCCACUGCCAUUGCCUGGUCAGUGUACGAGUUCUUCAAGUACUUCCUGACGAAGCAGCAACCGAAACAGGCGGCAAGACCUGGACCAAUGUAAUGGAAAUGUGUCGGAGCAACCACACCUAGACUGGAACCGAUGAAAGAAGACUCCAGCCUGAAGCUGUGCGAGCUCACUGUGUGCUGUUUGAGGAAAUAACAGCACUUAUUGUCUCACAGGGAAGUCGUCAUGGUCAAGGAGUGGCAGAGGAGGACUGCCCAUUGUUGUUCACUUAACAUAAUCUGUGUGCAUUCUCAAGUCAAGAUGAUGUUACACAACCAGGAUAUGCAGCAGAGAUAACUAUCCUUGGAAGGACAGAUACACAAUGACGUCAUCUUCCUCCUCCUCCUCCUCCUCUCCGCCACGUUGCAGACUGUCUUUUCUACAUGCGGAGGCCAUAUAAUUAAGAUGUCCUCAAUGAUGUUUAUAGUUCUCGAUAUUGGAACUUUUUUAUUUAUUUGGUUAGCUUUCAGAGGCCUGUAUUUUACGGAUGUGGAAGAAACACAAUGCUGUUUGUUUUAUUUCAUUGUGUAUUUAUUAAAAAAAAAUAACAACAUUACAACACAUUCCUCAUUUUCACUCCACAGUGAACGGAACAGUGACGCUUUCCAAGUGCCUCAUAAAUAUAAAACUAUUUUCCUGGGUUCAAGCUCUAGCAAGGAAACAUACUAUUCUGUUAUGAGAUCCAAUCUUACAGCACUCUUUAUGUCAUAACUGGUCAAAUCUGAACGAGCGUAACUGAAUGCUGUUUUUUAAUUAUUAUCUCUGCAUCUAAUGGUCAGAUGUCAGUCUGCAGCAAACCUAUUUUUGUCUCACUUUUUUUUUUUACUUUAGUGCAAAAUACUAUUUCCUCCCUGAGACUAUUUCUCUCUGUCAGUACCAAGUUGUGUUCUAGUUAUUUGCCUUGUUAAAGCAAACACUGCUCCUGCAUCACGCACAAUAAUAGUCUCACUUAAAGAAUCAUACCUGUUGCAGAAAGAGGGCAGCUUUUGUAUUCAAAGGCAUGAAUAUAUAUUUUGAGGGUGACUAUUUCUGAGAAAUGUCAUUAUGCAGAUCCAAAGGUGGAUCAAACGAGGCUGUUACGUGGGAGGUGACCACGUCUCACCUCGCCUUCACAUGCAUUUGUACAUGUGUGAUGUUUAGCUUUUGAGUUGUUUUGUUUGCGUCAUAUUGACCUUGACUCUAAAGGUUGUAGAUUGUAUGUAAAAUAUUUUCAGAGCAUUAAGUUUGACUGACUUUCUGUGAUCCCAAAAUGUAACAUCCCAACUUUUACAUUACUCUGAAACUGGGGGCAUUCUGUUACUACUAGACCAGUGAAAUCCUGAUAGAAAUCAGCUGGUAAGCAGGCAAUGCACUGUCAUUUAUUUCCACUCAUCCUGUUGUAGUUUCCCAUUUCCUGUGUGCUCGCCGCUUGAACCAGCCUCUUGACUAUUUUCCAUUCAGUAGUCGAGACAUUCCUGCAGAUAUUGAUGUAAUCCAGCGAGCAGCCAGAUUUAUUUAUUUUUAAUUAUGGAGGGUUUUUUUCACCCCCUUUGGUAAAGUUCAGUGAGUUCAUCAGAUUCCAGCGGUCUCACAAACCCUUUAGCAACAGAUUCAUUAUACUUGGAUGAUUUUUUAAUAUACCAAAGACAUGCAUUGUAUUCUAUGCAUCUUACAUUUAACCUGCAGUUAUGAUGCUAUUUGCCCGCCUGCUGUGACUUGUCAUGCCAUGUUUUUGCCCCAUAGUGGUGUUUAAUUGCCCCACUGCUUAAACUAUAUCUUCUCUAGAGGCUUAUUAUUUGUAUGUGUGUCAGAAAAGUAUUUUCUGCCUCCGCAUUUUCAUUUUACACUCCAAAAAGUUUCAUAGACUACUGAAGUACUUUAGAAAAUGCAGUGAAAAAUGAAAAUUGUAUGUUAAUAUAAUUGUUAUGAAAAGAUUUCAAUGUGUUUGGAAAAUUACAUGAUGAUCUGUUUUUUAUUGACUGAUCUGUGUUUAGACUAACUACUUGAAUUCAAUUGAAAAUAUGAGAAGGAUUUCACAUGAAUAUGAAAAAGUGUCUCAAUUAAGCAAUUCAUAAUGUUUCAUUCUAAUCUAAGUGUAAUUACACUUAGGUGAGUGUUGCCCACAUUAUGUAAUUUUUCUUUUUCAGUUGCAUCCACUGACAAAAAUCUACUUAUCAUAAACAAACAUAAAAUGAAGUCAGAUUAGUUUUUGAUUAAUUGCAUUGUACUUGCAUUCAGCACUGCUUGCCCUACAGCACCCCAUCAUUCCUUUGACAUGUCGAUUCAUAUCAGUGAAUCAUGUUUCCUAAACUGUCUCAGCACCUGUGUCUAAGUACUUCUAAUGUGUCAAUGUCGUGUUUCUAAUAGAUACGUACAUUUUAAAGGCGACAGCAAAGCUGAUAUAUUCCAUGUGGGGUUUUCUAUAAUGUAAAUAGUUUAAUGCUAAUUACGCACAAAUGAUUGAAAUGGGGAGUUGGGAUGAUAGAGUGCCAUCUCCAGAGCUGGAGUUCUUGGAAGUAUGACCAUGCAAAUAUGAAAUGAUUGUGAUGAUGCUGCUACAGUAUGUAACACUGGAGCUGAAAUAAACAUGCAAGUGAUGAGUGC